AUGAGUGAAGAGCAAUGGAAUUUCAGCAUAUUUGCGGACCGGAAAACUCGCGUCAUGAUGGCAAUAAAUAAUGUUCUCCAACAGAAGGGACCUCUCCUCCAUCGAAUAGUACUUGCUGGCCAUGGAUUUGCUGGAAUUGUUGUUAAAAAGGCUGUUACUAUGGCUAAUACUACUAAGAGGUUCUACGACGUUGCUUUGGCUAUUGAUGCCUUGCUAUUCAUUGAUUCACCUCUUCAGCCAACAGACCAACAAAACUGGGAUGAGUUGUUGCUCAAAAUGUUGGAUGCGACAAACAUUAGCUAUCGGGGUCGCCUGGCAGAGAUUCAUCCUGGUCUUAUAGGCUCGCUAUCUCAGAUAUCAUACGACUUUUGUCAGUUUGCUGCCGAAUACAGAAUAACAAGUAUCAUCAGAAAAGUCAACAGCGACGAAUUUGAGACUACAAAGUUCAAUACUCCAUUUGAAGAAGUUAUACCGAUAUUCCGGACGCGUGAUGAGAUGUUGCGUUGCUCAAUGCAAGAUGCGGAAUACCUCGGGUUAUUAAAGAAGUUGUUUACUCCGCGUUACGUCAAUCGAGGUAUGUACCGUUGA
This is a messenger RNA of Trichoderma virens Gv29-8, 588 nucleotides long. RefSeq lists its product as uncharacterized. Lineage: Eukaryota; Fungi; Ascomycota; Sordariomycetes; Hypocreales; Hypocreaceae. The record is from RefSeq and is a predicted model, not a curated record. The coding region runs from base 1 to 588 and encodes 195 amino acids. The transcript is spliced from 4 exons.